UAGUGCACAGUCGUUCUUAAGGGUCGGUCGCCACUGCUGCAGCACAUGUACGUUCAGUGCAAAAUACACCCUCGUCGAUCUCAGUCCGCACCACUAUUACUUAAUAUUACUUGAUACCAAUUCGUAUAAUAUACAAUAAAUUACAAUCGUUUUUGAGGACGUCUUCCGCGUCUUAUUCGUUAACAUCACACGACAUAUACGAAUAUAUUAAAGUUUUUUCAAAUUUGUUUUAUUAUUAUACUCGGGAAGCAGGAUAUAUUAUAUACUCUACCGACAGUCGUCUACUCCCACGCAUAGAAGUGUUUUUGAUUUUUUUCAAUAUUUUUGGACCGCUUUAGUCCGGUUCAGACGAAAUGUGUUAUACUACGAUUUCCGGUACCGACGACGACGAUAAUAUGGAUGAGAUCUCUUCGACCUCUCUGCCAUCCAACAAUAAGAAAACUGGAAAACACAUUGAGCCUCGAAAGAUCCGAAAGCCGUUGAUGGAGAAAAAGCGACGAGCAAGAAUAAAUCAGAGCCUGGACGAACUGAAACGAAUCGUAGUGGACGCCGAGAAAUUUGCCGGUCAAGACCUCUCCCGAGUAAACAAACUGGAAAAAGCUGAUAUCCUGGAGAUGACGGUCAGAUACCUGAAGCGGAAGUCAACGGCUUCGGCGCCACCGCCUUCAUCACCAGGACCAGAAAUAUACGCGGCCGGAUACAGGCGGUGCAUAGGACAAGUCCAAGAGCUGUUGGCCGAACAGUGGACGGACGAGCUGCGGCAAAGUUCCGGUCAAAGGAUGAUCUUGCACCUGGAAUCGUGUGCGAAGAGGCUAGACCCGCCGGCGAAUCGUCUGUCGUCGUCGUCGUCUUCUUCCCCAGACGAACCGCCGAGUACCAAUGUCGCAGUCAUAAAAAAUAAUAACAUUUGCUCGUCGUCGUCUUACUGCUCGUCCGACGAAGACGACAGUACCGCGACGACGGAGGACCGUAGCGCGACGGAGUUUCGCCGAGACGCCAUACCAGUAAAGUUCAUGUGGAGGCCUUGGUAGUUAACUGUGGUUUACGCAUCGCUCUUGUUCUCGCGCCCCCGUUCGACAUACGUAUACAUCGUAAUGUAAUAAUAUUAUUGAUAAUAAUUGUAUGCCGUUUGUACCUGUUCUCCAAGACUUUAGUUCGUAAGACAUGUAAAUAUAUAUAUUGUGUAUUGUAUACUAUAAAUUAUAAUGUAUCGUGACGAAAAUUAUGAUUAUUUUUUUUAU
Rhopalosiphum maidis (corn leaf aphid) is the source of this 1241-nucleotide messenger RNA. RefSeq names its product transcription factor HES-2-like. Lineage: Eukaryota; Metazoa; Arthropoda; Insecta; Hemiptera; Aphididae. Gene Ontology annotation, cellular component: nucleus. Gene Ontology annotation, molecular function: RNA polymerase II cis-regulatory region sequence-specific DNA binding; protein dimerization activity; DNA-binding transcription factor activity, RNA polymerase II-specific. The record is from RefSeq and is a predicted model, not a curated record. Bases 354 to 1031 code for a protein of 225 amino acids. The transcript has 4 exons. Gene Ontology annotation, biological process: regulation of transcription by RNA polymerase II; anterior/posterior pattern specification; regulation of neurogenesis.